UUCCUUGCCUGCCAGCGCCAUGGUGCCAAUCCCGGCUCCCCUGUGCCUGCUCUGCGCCCUCCUGAUGCUGCCCUCGGGGAUGCCGGAGACCUACGGGGGUCUUUCCCCUAAGCCCGUCUCGGAUCCGGGGGUGCAGGAAGCCGCCGCCUUCGCCGUGGAAGAAUACAACGCGCUCAACGCACACACCCACUAUUUCAAGGAAUUGCGCAUUGUGGAUGCCCAGGUCCAGGUAGUUUCAGGAUGGCUAUAUUAUCUGACAAUGGAGUUGGGGAAAACCAACUGUGAAAAGACCGGCAGCAACCGGAAGACGUAUAAAGAGAUCCAGAACUGUCAACUCUCUCCAAGGGCUCAGCAGGAGAAUCUGACUUGCCGCUUUGAAGUCUGGUCCCAUCCUUGGCUGAAAAAGACUGAGUUGACAGAGAUGAGCUGUAACUAAUCUGGACGGCUGGGAUGGACUUACGAGAUGACUCCAACACGGGCAAAUGAUUCCGAGUGUCUCCAGCGACCGAAAAACCUCCGGUGUUGCAAGCUGAAUUUACAAAGAAUCUUUGCUUUUUCCGUCAUGCAUGACCUUCCCAAACCAUGAGUUAAAAUGGUUUACUUAAGCCCCAUUUCACAUUUUCCACGACAUACGGUAUACACGGGGGUCUUUUCUUCUUCCUCAGUUUCCCCUUCUUUUCUCUCGCUUUCUUUGCUGUUAUAGAGAAGACAGAUCUAUAUUUUGGUGAGUUGGUUGUUAACUGGUCUUAAUAAAGCUAUCAGCACGA
This is a messenger RNA of Pantherophis guttatus, 767 nucleotides long. RefSeq names its product cystatin. Gene Ontology annotation, molecular function: cysteine-type endopeptidase inhibitor activity. Gene Ontology annotation, cellular component: extracellular exosome. Lineage: Eukaryota; Metazoa; Chordata; Lepidosauria; Squamata; Colubridae. The record is from RefSeq and is a predicted model, not a curated record.